Helicoverpa armigera (cotton bollworm) is the source of this 1861-nucleotide messenger RNA. RefSeq lists its product as uncharacterized. Bases 346 to 1749 code for a protein of 467 amino acids. The record is from RefSeq and is a predicted model, not a curated record. NCBI's taxonomy places the organism in Eukaryota, Metazoa, Arthropoda, Insecta, Lepidoptera, Noctuidae. The transcript is spliced from 2 exons.
GCGACGCGAUUUAAUAUUAUAAUAUUUUAGCUUUAAUUUUAGUCAUUUGAUAGUAGAUUGUAUAAACGUAGCACUAGCAACAUUUUAUAUUUUGAGUGGAAGGUAACUGCUCCUUUGUUAAAAAAGGCCAGCCAUCUUGGAUAAAAUUUUGUGCUGUCAGUCGGUCCGCAGAAGCCUUCCAGAGCGAACGCACGCCCCUUUCUGUUUUUAUGUCUCGCUACCUACCGUGUACCUUGUAAAGUACUGCAAUAAAUCGACAUUCUGUUACCCAUCUGUGCCGAAUUUAUUUUAAACCAUCCGCCGAACCACUACCAAUCACAUUAGUGGUCAUUCGGCCGGAUCAUCAUGUUCAACUCGCCGCCACACCAGGGAGUUGUCACGCGUAAGGCAAGAGCGCGGCUAGAACAAGAACAAAGGGAUCGGCGGUCAGCGUGUCAGCAGAUGGACAUCCAGGGUGAUGACGCCGCAGAAGUUGGCCAGAAUGCUACGCAGCCGUCAUUUCAAACAGCAACCGGCGAAACUAUGCACCAGAAAGAAUUUCCGUGCACGGAGAAUAAAGUGGGUAGCAGCAUAAAAUCCGAGCCGUUACUGCACGAGCGCGUCUGCGCGCUGCCCACGAAGCCAGCUUAUUCCUGCGUCAGUAAAGGCUCUCAAAAAUCGCUAAAGUCAAAAAGCGCAAGAAUAAAGUUGCAGUUGGAAGCGGCAAAACAAAAGGCAAAAAUUCAGAUGGAGCUCAUAGACAAAACGCUGGAAGCGCAGCUAGCGGAACUCAGCGAUGAGGAGGAACUAGAGGAAUACAGUUCACAAUGCGAAGGAAAUGUCCCCCCUCAGAGCGACAUAGAGGAGUGGGUGAAGCAUCAGAGCAACCAUUUCGAACCACAAACGGAGCAGCAAGCCCCCGCGCAUGGCAUCAAAUCGGGUGAGCUGCAGCAGGCAGUACCUUCGUCGACGCCCGCGCGACAACACGUGUCAUUUAAUCCUCUACAAGGAAUGCACGCCGUCCCGCCCGCGCCCGCGUCAGUGCACGCGCCACCGGCAUCACAACCGCUACCGCAGCCUGACGACGACACCAUUACUGCGCUGCGUAAUACGGUUCAAGUGUUAGCUGGUGCAUUAAAGGAUCUAUCCACUUCUAACGUAAACAGCGGACCGGACGCCAGAUUACUCAGCCGACUCAGUACGCCGAAGGAUUUGCCAGAAUUCGCCGGCGACCCGAUGGAUUGGCUUUUAUUCAAGCAAGCCUACGACGAAUCCACCGAAAUGUGCAGAUUCACCGAUAAGGAGAACUUGUGGAGGCUGAGAAAAUGUUUGAAGGGCUCAGCACGGGAUGCGGUCGCCGCAUUAUUCAUCAGUGCCGCGUCGCCCGAUAAGGUUAUAUCGACGCUGGCACUACGCUUUGGAAAUCCAGAUUGCAUCGUGUCUCGAGUCUUACAAGAUGUCAAGAAACUACAUCCACUACAACCGGAUUAUCACAAAGAUAUUGUCCCAUUCGCAGUGAAAGUGCAAAAUUAUGUGGAAGCUGUGAGGGCCCUAGGACGUGAAGAGUACCUACAGGGAGUCAGUAUAGUGCCUAUGAUCUUGUGCAAACUUCCGCCAGUGCUCAUAUCAAAAUGGUCGGACUACAGUUAUAACUUGAUCGCCGAAGGAAAGAUACCAAGAUGUGCAAGUACACCGGGAACCGGAGUCGCCGCCGGCGCCGUCGUCAUCGUCACCGCCGCCGGCCACGGAGACAUUGACGCACGUAGUUGAAAAUGAUCGGAAAGUGUUGCUUAAAGUUGUUCCUAUCAGUGUUCGCGGACCUAAUGGUAUAGUGUGUACUACUGCACUUCUCGAUGAUGGUUCCACAGUGUCGUUAAUGAGU